AUGACCGGCAUAAUCCACGCCUACUACGACUUUGUCUCGCCAUACUCCUACUUUGCAUUCGUGCACCUCCAGCGCCUGCGCGGUGUCCUUGCCAGCCAUGGCGUUUCAGUCGAAAUCCAUCCCAUCUUCCUGGGCGGCAUCAUGAACGGCUCCGGAAACACACCUCCCUGGCAAAUCGCCGCAAAAUCCAAGUAUGGCCAACUCGAACUCCGCCGCGCAAUUCGCUACUUUGAUGUCCCGCCCUUUGAGCCGCCGAGUUUUUUCCCAAUUCUGACGAUACUCCCCCUCCGCGCAAUCACGUACAUAAAACAGACCCAGACCCGAGAGACAUUCGAGGCCGUGUUCGGUCUGUAUUGGAAAUGGUUCUUCUACCAGCAUCGCGAUUUGUCGAAGCCAGACGUGUUGCAGACAUGUCUUUUGGAGGAGUUCUCCGCCGAGCAGGUGCGUGCGAUUAUGCAUGCCGCGGGCGAGCGCAAGUGGAAGGACGAGUUGACUGCGAGGACGCAGGAGGCUCUUGACAGAGGCGCGUUUGGGGCGCCGUUUUUUUGGGUUGUGAAGACUCCUCCUUCUUCUGCUCUUGAUGGGGAGGGAGAGGGGGCUGCGUUUUGGGGGAGUGAUCGGUUUCAUCAUAUGUGGGAUUUCCUGGGUUUGCCGUGGGAUGAUUUUAAGCUGCAUGCUAGCAGUGACGCUAAAUUGUGA
Molecule: messenger RNA, 699 nt
Organism: Talaromyces atroroseus
Lineage: Eukaryota; Fungi; Ascomycota; Eurotiomycetes; Eurotiales; Trichocomaceae
Exons: 6
Coding region: 1-699 (232 amino acids)
Biological process (GO): glutathione metabolic process
Cellular component (GO): mitochondrion; peroxisome
Molecular function (GO): glutathione transferase activity; glutathione peroxidase activity
Source: RefSeq, a predicted model, not a curated record